Brassica napus (rape) is the source of this 1301-nucleotide messenger RNA. RefSeq lists its product as uncharacterized. NCBI's taxonomy places the organism in Eukaryota, Viridiplantae, Streptophyta, Magnoliopsida, Brassicales, Brassicaceae. The coding region runs from base 401 to 1243 and encodes 280 amino acids. The record is from RefSeq and is a predicted model, not a curated record. The transcript is spliced from 2 exons.
AUAGCUCUGUUUCACUUACAACUAUGAGCCUUCCAGCGUUUUCUGGACGUUUUGCCACCUUAAUUGCAGCGGCUGCAGCAGCUCCAGAAGAUAUUCCAACCUGCCAGACCAUAACUUUGAUCUGAAACAUUGGCUUUCUACGGUUUAGACCAAAAAAAGAAUUAAUAAACUGACAGAUUAUAUAGUCUUAACAACACCGGCUCGAUAAGGAGUUCGCCCUAGAGACCUUGCUCUCUCUGGCACGAAGACCAAGACGGCCACAACUACAGGAUGAGAUCUCCCUCCGACGUCUUCUCCGGUGACAGUUCUUGCCUCUGAAGUUUCCGUCUCCUCCUCUUCGUCCGUGCCGUUUCUGAGUUUUGCUCCGAUUGUCAUCUCCCCACCUUCUCUCCCAACACCGAUGACUCAACGUUUGCAGUUCCAACCAGGGUCUUCUCCUCGGCGAACCUCUCUUCUCCGAAACCUCAAUCCCCGUCCACCUCCGGAGCCUCCGGAUCCACCGGAUCGAGUACCUCCGCAUCGUUUUCGCUCAGUGUUCCUCCGUUCAAGUCCAAACUUUAUGUCCAUCGGAACUCCGGUGGUCCUCUCUGGGUUGAAGGUUUCUUCGACUGUUUUGUUCUCCGGAAAAUCCCAGACAAUGAAGCUAGUUGCUUUCCAUGCUCGCUGUAUCACCCUUGCCGGCCCGCGUCCUCUACAUUUCAGAUCCGUGAGUCAAACUCUCAGAUCUGUACAUCUCAACCUUUCUUCCUCAGUGCUUCUCCGGCUCGAAAAUCCAUGCCAUCAACCAACGCAAACAUACCUUCUCUCACAACUGUUGGCGUCCGAUGUAGGUGGGAAUCCACUCCGGCCUCCAGCUCUGAACUAUAUGUUUCCAAAUCUGGCGACCGAUGUAGGUGGGAAUCCACUCCGGCGUCCAGCUUUGAGCCAUCAAAAGCUAGUAAUGUCAUGUUGUCGCACAACUCUCACCUCCUCUUCUGUUGUGGAGAUCUGUACGGGGCCUGAAGGUGCAAUCGAGACUACUUCGGUUUCUCUCGUUGGUGAAGACUGUUUCUCAACGUCACUUGUGACUAUCUCUCAGCUGUCCGACUUUGUCGUGAAAGCUUUAUCGACGCAUUCAAGCUUGGCUUUGAAUUCGCUGUCAACUUCAUAUGAAGAUUUAUCAUGCUUAGUUCUAUUCGCUAUUGUAGUUCAUGAAUUAUUUUCAAGAGGAUGUUUAAUUCCGUCUUGGCUUUGUAGUUUUUGAAUUUGAAUCUAAUGAAAGUUUGUGUUUCAAAAAAAAAAAAAAACUGACAGAUUAUACC